AUUGCUUUCUGUCUCUUCAAAUAGCUAAAGACUCUCUCAUUUCAAUACAACUAUGGCAGAUGGACCUUAUAUAUACUUAAGGGUCAGAACAAAUAGCAAAUUAAUAAUUUAUUGUGUACUCUUUGUGUAAAAUAUUAUCUUGUUUUACAGGACGGUGAUGGCAAAGUCAGCAGAGUAAUCCAAACUGGAACCAGGAAAAGGUGGGCAAAUUAUCAUAUGUAAAUUAUUGUAUAUAGUCUAUGAGAAAAUCACAUUCCUGUUAUAGAAACUACUCAUUUCAUCAAUCUCUCUCUUCUCUAUUAUACUUAUCAAAUGACCUGUUCUUUAUGACUGGAAUCAUCAUUGUUUCUGAGUCUCUUUUAAUUAAUUAGUUGAAUUGAAUUAAGUACUACUGACCUUUCAUGAAGUAGGCCAAAUUAUUUCUGAAAUAAACACAUUUGUACUGAAGGGGCGGGUUCACCCCAGUCUCUUCUGCCUAUUGAAUACAUUCACUAACAAUUGUUAGAAUCAAACGUAAUCAAAGUGUUUUCAAUCAUGUGCAUUUAUUCAGGAUAUAUUAUAAAUGUUACAAGUCAUUUGUGUAUUUGACCUCUGAGGUGUGACUGACGGUCUUGUUUAUAUUUUCUGUUUCUGCCUUUUGAAAUGUGGAGAACUUUGUCUCAGUAAACUCUAUUGAUUGAAACUUCAACUUUGACUCCUGGUCUUCAUUGUAAAUACUGGUCUCAUUACUGAGUAUGACUGUAUUCCCCUACAGUACAUUGUCACUUGUUAUCCAUAUUAUAUAUAAUGUGUGCAGUCACCCACUUAGUGGGUGAAUCUCAUGAAGAAAUGUCUGGGCAAAAUAUAAUUUAUUUUAUUGUCUUUUGAUAAUGGGAUUGAAAUAUGACAUGGGCAUUUAUAUAUGGUUUUCAUUAAAUUCACCCUAGUAGACUGAGUACUAUAGAUAAACCUUGUUUAGGUUUUUGCUAGUUUGACUGGGUAUGACAGCUGUGAUAAGUUUGAUAUGGUCUCAGUAUUUAUCGGGAUGGGUACAAAAGUACUUACAUUAAAGUUGCAGCAAAGGAACUACAACAGCCCUCAACACAACAAAAAUAAAGUCAAAUGUCUAGACUCCCUGCCAAACAAAAGGGUAAAAGCAGUGGUCAAUACACAGAAAUGUUCAUGUCAUAUUUUACAUAUAUAUUUUAUUUACAGUGUUAUAGGUACCAGUUCUCAUCACCUGGCGGGCUGCACAGCUGAAAAACAGAUUUCCUCACAUGGAGUUUAAAGGAUGGUGAUGGCAACGUCAGAAGAGUCAUCCGUGUUGGAACCAGGAAAAGCCAGCUGGCUCGCAUUCAGACAGACAGUGUUGUUGAGAAACUCAAGGAGUUACACCCCAAUGUGCAUUUUGAAAUAGUUGCUAUGUCAACAACAGGAGAUAAAAUACUUGACACCGCUUUAUCCAAAAUUGGUGAAAAAAGCCUCUUCACAAAGGAAUUGGAGAGUGCUUUGGAAAGAAAUGAGGUAGACCUGGUCGUGCACUCUUUGAAAGACUUGCCUACUGCUCUUCCUAUGGGUUUCACUAUAGGAGCUGUGCUGAAACGAGAAAACCCCCAUGAUGCUGUUGUCUUGCACCCCAAAAAUAAAGGCAAAUGUCUAGAUUCCCUCCCCAACAAGAGUGUUAUAGGUACCAGUUCUCUUCGCCGGGCUGCACAGCUGAAAAAAAGAUUUCCCCACUUGGAGUUUAAGGACAUUAGGGGUAAUCUCAACACUCGUCUGAAGAAGCUGGACGAAAAGGAUGACUUUUCCGCCAUCGUUUUGGCAGCAGCGGGUCUUGAGAGAAUGGGCUGGGAGAACCGCAUUAGCCAGAUCCUCAGGCCUGAGGACUGUAUGUAUGCAGUCGGACAGGGAGCACUGGCUGUUGAAGUGAGAGCUCGGGACCAAGACAUCCUGGAGAUGGUUUCGAUAUUGAAUGACUCGGACACUGUGCUGAGCUGCAUUGCAGAAAGAGCAUUUCUCAAACAUCUGGAAGGGGGCUGCAGUGUUCCAGUUGCUGUUAACAGUGCAGUUAAGAAUUCACAGCUCUACCUGACUGGAGCGGUGUAUAGUCUUGAUGGCUCAGAUAGUCUGAAGGAGACCAUGCAGACAAGCAUCAGCUCAGACAAUCAGAUUGAGGAGCAGGAGAUGGUUGAUGAGAAGGCCCAUCGUGUGGGCAUCACAGCUCUAAAGUUGUCAGGAGAAGUCCAGGAUGCUGCAUUGAAGUUAGGAGUGGACCUCGGAAAUUUGCUGCUCAGCAAAGGGGCCAAAGAGAUAUUGACCAUAGCAAGACAGCUUAAUGAUGCUCGAUAGGUAUAUAAUUGUCCUGUAGUCAUAGAUGAAUAUGUACAACCCCCUUCCAGACAAUCAUGCUCUUUUCUCCUCCUAACAUCCCAUAUGAACCUAUCAUAAACAAGUAUUUAUUUAAAAAAUGUCAAUGUCAACAACUGUUUAUUUGUCAUCCAAUAUAGAUUACCUUUAUAAUUUGUGUUGGUAUUAAGAUUGUAAUAUGGUAAUAUUGCAAACUACAAAAUUGUAGUAAGUUCAGUAAUAAUGCCUAAAUAAUGACUCAGUUAUUAUUUAUAACAGCUAUUUUCCUAAGAACACUUGUAUACAUUUUAGUCUGUGAUCUUGCCAUACAAAAAGGAAUAUAUCUGCAUUACAGAGAGCUAUAUAAAUAGGUAAUUAUAUUUUCCCUCAGAUUAGGUCAUGAACUCACAAUUAUGCCUUUCAAGAUGAUGUGUGUUGUAUGUGAGCACAUGCUCAUUUGAAACUUGAAUUACACUGGAAUACAAAUCUUUGAAGCUGCUUGAAGUAUCAUCUUCAUUUCACUUUUAUGUAACCCAUUUGCUGACUGGUUAUAUGCAUAAGUGAAUUUAUAUAGCAUAAUAACCUGAAUUCCACUACAAAAAUGUUAUUUAUUUUUUUGCUUUUUUGUAUGAUGUAGUAGCUUUUGUUUUUAUACAUGCUGUAUAUGAAUGUGUAUAACUCUUAAGAUUUGAUGGUAUUUAGAGUGUAAAUUAGUAUGGAACUGUUUUUAACCAAUCAGUUUCAGGCAUUUAUUUGACACAUUUUAUGCCUUCAUUUUUAUUUUAUUUAUUUAUAUUUUUCUCCCCAAUUUGGUAUGCCCAAUUCCCAAUGCGCUCUUAGUCCUCGUGAUGGCGUAGUGACUUGCCUCAAUCCGGGUGGUGGAGGACGAAUCUCAGUUGUCUCAGUUGUUACCGUGGAGACGUAGCGCAUUUGGAGGCCCAUGCUAUUCUCCGCAGCAUUCACGCACAACUCACCACGUGCCCCACUGAGAGUGAGAACCACAUUAUAGCGACCACGAGGAGGUUACCCCAUGUGACUCUACCCUCCCUAGCAACUGGGCCAAUUUGGUUGCUUAGGAGACCUGGCUGGAGUCACUCAGCACACCCUGGAUUCAAACUCACGACUCCAGGGGUGGUAGUCAGCGUCUUUACUUUCAACCUAGGCCCCCCACAUUGUAUGCCUUAUUGAGCCUUUUAAAUCAGUUGUCAGAUCUAACUUUUUCAGUGCCUGAAAAAUCUAAAUUUUUGUGUAUUUGCAGGUGUGAUGGAGCUGUGAAUUGUAUGAGCAACUCAUACAUGCCUUUUUGCAAUGCAUAGUUUUUUCAGUCACUCAGAUUCAUAGAAGUCAUUGCUUUCUCUAGUUGAGUACAUUUCUUUGCCAAACUUCCUCUUGUGCCUGCAGAUGAAGUAUGUUGAAUGUUAGCCAGUAUUAAUUUGUUGUAAUAUUCUAACACUGAUGUUUGUUCAUGGUUUAGAGCCACAUUUUAACUGAUGCCAAAGUGCACAUAUCUAAUUUUCAGACCUUUGAAUUGUUAUAUUCCCAAAAGUACAUUUAGUUUAAUGUUAGUUUAGUUAUUGCAAUUUCAGAUUCAUGGGUGUUGCGCUGUUAAACUGAACUUAAAGCAUUAAUAUUAUUUGUCAUUAAUUUUGCGAAGUAGCAUCUAUAUUUAUAUGAACAUAAAAUGUUCUAAGCGUGAUGGUUUUAAGAGCAUAGUUUUUAAGUUUUAUUUGCCAAGACCAAAUAAAUCAGGCAACAGAGA
Molecule: messenger RNA, 4084 nt
Organism: Myxocyprinus asiaticus (Chinese sucker)
Lineage: Eukaryota; Metazoa; Chordata; Actinopteri; Cypriniformes; Catostomidae
Product: porphobilinogen deaminase-like
Exons: 14
Coding region: 1402-2328 (308 amino acids)
Biological process (GO): heme biosynthetic process
Cellular component (GO): cytoplasm
Molecular function (GO): hydroxymethylbilane synthase activity
Source: RefSeq, a predicted model, not a curated record